Filobasidium floriforme is the source of this 429-nucleotide messenger RNA. RefSeq lists its product as uncharacterized. Lineage: Eukaryota; Fungi; Basidiomycota; Tremellomycetes; Filobasidiales; Filobasidiaceae. The record is from RefSeq and is a predicted model, not a curated record. The transcript has a single exon. Bases 1 to 429 code for a protein of 142 amino acids.
AUGCCUAAAGCUCCUGCCGGGUCUUCCUCUUCUCCCGUCAAAUCGGAACCCUACCCUCCUCAAUCACCCACGAAGUCCGGCAAAGCGGGCGGCGGAAAGGGAGGCGCGAUCUUUACCGACGAGAUCGAUAGGCAGAUCAUGAACCACGUACUCAGCAUCUCCGACAUCAACCUUCGCUACAACUGGCCCGAUCUCGCGAAAAGUGGCUUGCCGCAGUUCACCCCAAAGCAGGCGAGUCCGCGAUUUAGUUUCGAUUUUCUUACGUAUCAUCUUGUACCGGUGACUAAUUAUCAUCGUCCCGAUCUUGUCUCGAUACAGCUCAAAGGUCGCUGGGAUUAUAAGAUUAAGAACGCUCUCUUUCCGCCCGAGGUGAUGAAGAUGAGCAAGCAAGCGAAGGAAGGGGGGAAGGCGGCCAAGGCAGAGGAAUGA